UCCCUCUCUCCUCUGUUUCUUCCUCUUGUUCCUUUAAUAGAUUCGGAUCACACUCUGUCCCAUUUUCUGGCAAAUGGGGCUUCAAACUCCACACUUUUCUUCCCAAACACCUCACAACUUCUGCUUCUGUUGCAGUUUACUGUGCCAUAAUAAUGAGCAUCUCAAGCCCAGAGACAGAGAGGCCUGAGAACUGAGAAUCGUAUUACCUCCACGUUAAUAUCAUAAUUCUUGCAGCAUUGGCGGCCUCAGAGUUGGCGCAUUCGGUAUCGGACGAUGGAAACUUAUUUACACGAAAACUUUGAAGUCAAGUCCAAGAACUCAUCUGAAGAGGUUCUUCAGAAUUGGAGAAAGCUUUGUGGGUUUGUCAAGAACCCCAAGAGGCGCUUUCGCUUCACAGCCAAUCUCUCUAAGCGAGGCGAAGCCGCUGCUAUGCGUCGCACCAAUCAGGAGAAAUUGAGGGUCGCUGUUUUGGUUUCCAAAGCUGCAUUUCAGUUUAUCCAAGCAGGUGUGCAAGCAAGUGAUUACACGGUACCUGAAGAAGUUAAAGAAGCAGGUUUCCAGAUCUGUGCUGAUGAAUUGGAGUCUAUUGUUGAAAGACACGACCUAAAGAAGCUAAAAUAUCAUGGUGGGGUUGAUGGUAUUUCAGAAAAGCUUUCUACCUCAACCGCUGAUGGUAUUGGCAAUGACCCUGACCAACUUGUCAAGAGACAAGAAAUUUACGGAAUCAACAAAUUCACCGAGAGCGAAGCCCGUAGUUUCUGGGUUUUUGUUUUUGAAGCUCUUCAAGACAUGACGCUAAUGAUCCUAGGCGUGUGCGCUCUCGUGUCUCUCGCAAUUGGAAUAGCGACAGAAGGAUGGCCCAGAGGAGCUCACGACGGCCUAGGAAUCGUCGUGAGUAUCCUUCUGGUCGUGUUUGUGACAGCGACAAGUGAUUAUCGCCAAUCACUACAGUUCAGGGAUUUGGACAAGGAGAAAAAAAAGAUUUCCAUGCAGGUCACAAGAAAUGGGUACAGGAAAAAAAUGUCAAUAUAUGAUUUAGUUCCCGGCGACAUUGUGCAUCUCGCUAUAGGAGAUCAAGUCCCUACAGAUGGACUCUUCGUUUCAGGAUUCUCCGUGCUGAUCGACGAGUCGAGUUUAACCGGAGAGAGCGAACCAGUGAUGGUGAAUUCUCAGAACCCAUUUCUUCUUUCUGGAACUAAGGUUCAAGAUGGGUCCUGUAAGAUGCUGGUCACAACCGUAGGGAUGAGAACUCAAUGGGGUAAAUUAAUGGCUACACUGAGUGAAGGUGGAGAUGAUGAAACACCAUUGCAGGUGAAACUGAAUGGAGUGGCCACUAUCAUAGGGAAGAUAGGCUUAUUCUUCGCUGCUAUUACUUUUGUUGUUUUGAUGAAGGGACUUAUGGCACGCAAACGACAAGAAGGAAGAUUUUGGGGUAUAUCUGGGGAUGACGCCAUGAAGAUGUUGGAAUUCUUCGCUGUUGCAGUUACAAUCGUUGUCGUUGCUGUCCCUGAAGGGUUGCCAUUAGCUGUCACACUGAGCCUUGCGUUUGCUAUGAAGAAAAUGAUGAAUGACAAAGCCCUCGUUCGACAUUUGGCUGCUUGCGAGACCAUGGGAUCAGCGACAAGUAUAUGCAGUGACAAGACAGGCACGCUGACGACCAACCGCAUGACUGUCGUCAAAACCUGCAUUUGCAUGAACAUCAAGGAAGUGACCAAUGAGGACAAGGUUCUCUCUGAGUUGCCAGAUUUUGCCAUGAAAUUGCUGCUAGAGACCAUAUUUAAUAAUACUGGAGGAGAAGUUGUGGCUAAAAGGAAAAGCAAAAGAAAACGUGAGAUUCUGGGGACGCCUACAGAAGCCGCAAUAUUGGAGUAUGGGUUGUCACUAGGCGGGGAUUUUCAAAAAGAGCGAAAAGCAUGCAAGCUUGUGAAAGUUGAGCCAUUCAAUUCAGAAAAGAAAAGGAUGGGUGUAGUUGUGGAGCUGCCUGAAGCAAAAUUUCGAGCUCAUUGUAAAGGUGCUUCUGAGAUCGUCCUGGCUGCUUGUGACAAAGUGAUCGAUUCAAACGGAGAAGUUGUACCACUUGAUCCAGAGAAGAGUAAUUAUCUUAAAGAAACAAUUCACCUGUUUGCUUGUGAGGCACUCAGAACUCUAUGCCUUGCCUAUAUGGAAUUGGAAACUGGGUUCUCUGCUGAAGAUCCUAUCCCUACUUCUGGAUAUACUUGUAUUGCACUUGUUGGUAUCAAAGAUCCUGUUCGUCCUGGUGUUAGGGAAUCUGUAGCAAUCUGUCGCUCAGCAGGUAUAACAGUAAGAAUGGUCACAGGUGACAAUAUUAACACUGCAAAGGCUAUAGCCAGAGAAUGUGGGAUUUUAACAGACGAUGGCAUAGCCAUUGAAGGCCCAGCUUUUAGAGAGAAGACUCAGGAGGAAAUGUUUGAGCUGAUUCCUAAGAUUCAGGUUAUGGCCAGAUCCUCACCAUUAGAUAAGCACACUUUGGUGAAACAAUUGCGUACUACGUUUGGAGAAGUUGUAGCUGUAACUGGUGAUGGAACAAAUGACGCCCCUGCCCUUCAUGAAGCAGACAUUGGACUUGCAAUGGGCAUUGCUGGAACUGAGGUUGCUAAAGAAAGUGCAGAUGUCAUAAUUCUCGAUGAUAAUUUCUCUACCAUAGUGACAGUGGCAAAAUGGGGACGUUCAGUUUACAUAAAUAUUCAGAAAUUUGUACAGUUUCAGCUGACAGUUAAUGUGGUUGCUUUACUUGUGAACUUCAGUUCAGCUUGCACAACAGGAAGUGCACCUCUUACAGCAGUUCAAUUAUUGUGGGUGAACAUGAUAAUGGACACGCUUGGAGCACUUGCACUAGCAACUGAGCCUCCAAACGAUGAACUAAUGAAGCGUUCGCCAGUGGGAAGGAAGGGAAGUUUCAUCAGCAAUGUCAUGUGGAGGAAUAUCUUAGGUCAAUCUCUGUAUCAAGUGCUGGUGAUAUGGAUCCUUCAGGCCAGAGGGAAAUGGCUAUUUGGUAUGAAGGGUCCAGAUUCUGAUGUCUUGCUAAACACACUUAUUUUCAACUCAUUUGUCUUCUGUCAGGUUUUCAACGAGAUAAGCUCACGUGAGAUGGAGGAAAUAGAUGUAUUUAAAGGCAUAUUGGAUAAUCAUGUUUUCUUGGGUGUCAUAAGUGUCACUGUUUUGUUUCAAAUCAUAAUAGUUGAGUAUUUAGGAACCUACGCUAACACAACGCCCCUUGCUCCAAUAUACUGGUUGUUCAGCGUUUCUAUUGGAUACUUAGGAAUGCCCAUUGCUGCUCACUUAAAGAAGAUCCCUGUCUGAACCAUCUCCAUGAAUCGAAGUAUAGUUCAAGCCUCAUUGUUGUAACAUUACUUUAUUUGCCAUAUUUAUGUACAUUCUCUAAGCUUUUGUUGGCUUAGAUUCAGAAAUUUAGCAUGUUAGCAUGAAGUCACUGUCAAACCAGCACUGACCCAUUUUAUCUGGUGAAUUUUUCUGAGUGAUGAAAGUCACACUGAUGCUGAAACACAUGAUGAUGCUGGUGUAUGAUUGUGUUCAAAUUGGAAAGUAGUCUCUGUUUGACACCGAGGGCGACGCAGGACGUGUUUCCACCUAAUGCACAGCCAAAUGAAGCAGCGUAGUAUUAAUUCGGUCCCUCUCCCUUUAUCGUCCUUGGCAUUUAGUUUUGAGCCGGACAAAUAAUUUCUUGUCCAAUCAAAAGAAGCUAAACAGCAAAAAGACGAGAAAGUUUCCCUUGCGAAAUACAUAAGAACAAAACUCCUCUAGCCGUACGAUAGUGAAUAUGGUGUUGUGGUCCAACAAACAUCUCUGCAACCCCUCUGCGUGACAGUUAUGUAUAUGGAAGCAAAAUUUGAACUUCAACGCAACGAGCCAAACUCACUUCUAUUGUCAUUGUCCUUUUCAUUGGCCGUAUUGCUGAACUAAGGAGGUCCUUCUUGCACACUAUUUUCUUCUACAUGUAUGGUGCAGGCAUAUAUCAGUCGGUGAA
Molecule: messenger RNA, 4006 nt
Organism: Prosopis cineraria
Lineage: Eukaryota; Viridiplantae; Streptophyta; Magnoliopsida; Fabales; Fabaceae
Product: calcium-transporting ATPase 2, plasma membrane-type-like
Exons: 7
Coding region: 274-3321 (1015 amino acids)
Biological process (GO): calcium ion transmembrane transport
Cellular component (GO): membrane; intracellular membrane-bounded organelle
Molecular function (GO): P-type calcium transporter activity; calmodulin binding; ATP hydrolysis activity
Source: RefSeq, a predicted model, not a curated record